AUGGCAAAGGCCCAUAAAGUUUGGUGCAGAAUAAGGCUGAAGAGAUCUCCUCUGACUGGUUACUGCUUCUUGCUUGCAUUAUCUGUGCUUGCUUUUACAAGCUUCUGUCCUACAUCCCUGAACAAGUACAAAGAUUUGAAUUUCCAGUAUUUGCCUAGAGAGAUGCUUCAUAUGAAACCUGACCUUUCUAAGCAUCUGCAGAUAAAUGUCACUAUCCCUCAUGUACAACAGCAACAGCAUUUCAGCUUAGGCAAAUGGACUCAGGCACAGGGAAGACAACCCCUUUCAAACCCGUGUCCAGUUUGCAAACAGAAAAGCCUGCCACAUAGACAGGGUGAAUUAAGUCAUAAAGGUUUUAACAAAAGAAAAAAAAUCCCUGCCCAAAUUAAAAACCAUAACAUUGCAGCAGAAAAUGACGUUGACCUUGGCAGAAGAUUCCAACAUGAAGAGUAUCCUUCCAGGUCUAAUGGGGAAAAAAGCAGCUUUGAUAGGACUUUGACUCUAAAAGAUGUUGGAAGAGACCUGAGUUUCCCACUGCACCCAAGCAAGAAGGAAAUAAAUUGGAAAGGACAAAGGCAAUUAGCCCCCUUUCUACUUCCUUUACAAAAUGGAAAGCCUGGAGCCUUUUUAUUUCUUAAGGACAGUCCUCCAAGCAAGGUCACUGUAUUACAGAAGCAAUGUAAGCCACAUGGGCAGGCAGCUAGUGCUGCCCACCAAUCCCUAGGUUUACUCAAAAUUCUUAUCUCAGAUAAACACUCUGUCCAGAUCACAAUGAACACUCAGGAACAGAGGGAUAAUACUCAUUUACAUAAUCUUCAGAGAUCUUAUCUUUGGACUACAGAUCCAGAAAAGCUGAAAAAAUCAGAACAAUGCAGAAACCUAUGGUACAAUGGUUUUAAUUUGAAAGAGGGGAAUAGGCUGAGGUUUGCCGAGGCAAACCUUCCAUGGUUCACUCUGGAUGAUGUGGAUAAGAUGAAGCUUCUGGCCAAUGGUACAGUGAUAAAGAAGGACCGAAUUCUUGGCCAUGGGCAAAUAAUUAGAGUCGCUCUAUCAUAUAAUCAAGAUGCCCUUUUUCAUGACUCCCAAAGUUUGUGUUUGAAUGGGCUAUGUGGCUUAAUCAAAAGGUCCACUGAUCUCUAUGAAGUUCUUGCAUUCCAUUUGGACAGAAUUUUGGGGCUGCGCCGGAGCUUACCUGUAGUGGCCAGGAGAUUUUGCAGCCACUUGCUACCCUACAAGUACACCAAUGGUGUUACUAGGCCCAUUGUAUGGUGGGCACCAGAUAUACAGCACUUGAAUGAUUCUAAUAAUGAUCAGAACUCCUUUACUAUAAGAUGGUUGCAGUACCAGGACUUGUUGCAACAGCGGUGUGGCAUGGAAGAUUCCAGAACAUCACUUGGGAAAAGUCCUUGUUUGACUGUCCUACAUUCUGAAUGGGCUAAAUUGGCACUCUUUGAUUUUCUUCUGCAGGUCCAUGAUCGUCUGGAUCGAUACUGCUGUGGUUUCCAACCAGAUUUCUCUGAGUCUUGUGUUCAGGAAUUGCUCCAUGAGAAAUGCCGAAAUCCUGCAGAACUGUUUUUGGUCCAUAUUUUGGUGCAGAAAAGCAAGCCUUCUCAGUUAGUAUUUAUUGACAAUGCAGGAAGACCUUUCCACUCUGAAACGAAACUUAAUUUCAGACUUCUGCAAGGGAUAGAUGGGUUUCCCCGGACAGCUGUAACAAUGCUCCAAUCAGGAUGCCUACAAAACCUGCUUUUACAAUCCUUGCAUGUAGAUACAGAAUUCUGGGGAAGUCAAGGUGGAUAUGAAGGUCUGAAGUAUUGGCUUAAUACCAUUGACAGGAGAGGCCAGGUUCUGCUUCAAUACAUUAAAGAACAUAAUUUGACCAUCACUGAAGAUUCCUUGGAUUAGCUUUUGAUGAAAAGUAUUAUACAUACUCUGCUUUAGGAAAGAGCACUGAACUCUGGAAAGACCCAGUGCCCUGGUGACAAGCAGCCAUUCUGCUAACUACAGAAGCUGUUCUAUAUGAAUUCAGAGAAAUAAAAUGUAUGAAAUAAAAUUGUAAAGGGUAGUAUGGCUGGAUAACCAGAAACAGAAUGAAAAUGUAACUGAUAUUAAUACAGCCUCAGAUGGAUAUCCUUGUGAGAGAUUUCCACAAUACAUUUCCAUAUAAAAUGUCCUCUAUUUUCCUAAUAAAGUUUGUUUUAUCAUAAUGGCAUGAUGUUUUAAACAGAUAAAAAAAUCUGACUUGACACGCAUGAUCCAUACCACUUUAAUGAUAUAGAACCAGCUUCCCUAAUCCAGUGGUCCCCAACCUUUUUAUC
Molecule: messenger RNA, 2318 nt
Organism: Thamnophis elegans (Western terrestrial garter snake)
Lineage: Eukaryota; Metazoa; Chordata; Lepidosauria; Squamata; Natricidae
Gene: GASK1A
Product: golgi associated kinase 1A
Exons: 5
Coding region: 1-1905 (634 amino acids)
Cellular component (GO): Golgi apparatus
Source: RefSeq, a predicted model, not a curated record